Messenger RNA from Trichoderma reesei QM6a, 1361 nucleotides. RefSeq lists its product as uncharacterized. The transcript is spliced from 4 exons. Gene Ontology annotation, biological process: phospholipid biosynthetic process. The record is from RefSeq and is a predicted model, not a curated record. Gene Ontology annotation, cellular component: membrane. Bases 338 to 1075 code for a protein of 245 amino acids. Lineage: Eukaryota; Fungi; Ascomycota; Sordariomycetes; Hypocreales; Hypocreaceae. Gene Ontology annotation, molecular function: phosphotransferase activity, for other substituted phosphate groups.
UUGCCUCUUAUUUUUUUCCUUCUUCGUGGCUCUUCCUCUUCUUCCUCUUCUGUCUCUUCUACAUCUUCUUCUCCAUUCAACUCUUGAGAAAUCGCCGUCCCCCACCGGCCAGCUUCUUCUCUCUGAAACAUUUGCUCUGAGAGACUUCUUCUCUUCUUCCUCAGGCGAUUGAUCGAUCGAGAACUGCGCGCCCGCCUCUGUUUGAUUCGGCGAACACCCCGAGGCCCGUGUACGGACGAAGGACGCGAAGCGAAACGGAUACAGACGAAGCAGCCUCUUGAUCCAGUACGAGAAGCUACGGCUUUCCUGAGUUCGCGAAUUUACAAACCUGCUCGCCAUGUCACAACGACUCAGUGCCGCUUCGGCGGGUACAAACGGCCAGGCCUCGAAAGAUGCGCCCUCGCAGAAUCAGCCAGCCAUUGACAAGCAAAAGAUGCUUCUUUCUGCAGACGUGGGCCACUUCUCGCUGGUGCGGGCCAUGCACCUCGCUGAUCUCAUUACUCUUAUGAACGGUUUUUGUGGUGUCAUGUCGAUUUUCUCCUCGCUACAGUCGUGCCUUGACGCAGCCAACAGAGACUCGCAUCUGUGGUGGGCGCUGGCCUUUUUGCCGUUUGGCCUAUUCUUUGACUUCUUUGACGGCAAGGUCGCUCGAUGGAGGAAGAAGAGCAGCCUCAUGGGACAGGAGCUGGACUCUCUCGCCGACUUGAUCUCGUUUGGUGUCGCUCCCGCCAUGGUGGCUUUUUCACUUGGUCUUCGAACCCGCGCCGAUACCGUCGGCCUAACCUUCUUUGUCCUGUGCGGCCUGACCCGACUUGCCCGGUUCAACGUGACCGUUGCGGUUUUGCCCAAGGAUGCCACUGGCAAGAGCAAAUACUUUGAGGGCACCCCCAUCCCGACGUCGCUGGGCUUGGAUGCCAUCAUGGCCUACUGGCUGCAGCAGGGUUGGAUCCUCAACAACAUCCCCUUUGGCACCGUGUUUGAGGGCACGGCGCUCGAGUUCCACCCCGCCGUGCUUUUGUUCAUGAUUCACGGCUGCAUGAUGACCAGCAAGACGAUACGCAUUCCGAAGCCCUAAACCUGCGACUGAACCAGUCGCAAAUUUUCAUUCAUUUUCCACCACUCGGUGUCGCUGGAUAUUCGGCUGUGACAAACUGGGCUAGAGGGUCAAUGGUCUGUAUGGUUCACGAUCAAUGAGGAAUGGCGCAUACGAGAUUGCUCUAUCAUGUUAGGUUGUGUAGCUGGUCGGCAAGCGCCUCCAAAUACUGAAGAGUAUCAUGGUUGAAGGGCGGUGGUUUUAUAUAAUGGAUAGCUACUCUCCUCUACGCAGGGAGAAUUGACCGUUGAAGGAUGAGGGGAUAUAG